AUGGCCGACGACAAUGCGUCGCUCGGCUCGCGCGGCGGGCUCGUGAACCGCCGCGGCGGCCGCACCGGCAGCCAGGAGACGGCGCGCAGCGGCCAGGCCAUGUACCAGCCGGGCACGCCGCUCGGCUACCUCGCCGCCCGCGGCACGCCGUACGAGAAGAAGUACUUCACCAAGAAGCUCGGCUUCUGCUGUCUCUUCCUCGCGCCGCCCAUCAUCCUCGUCACCGCCGUCAUUACGCUCGUGCCCGUUCUCUGGGCCGUGGCGAACCACGCGCUGCACACGGCGCAGCUGCACGUCUACCAGGCCAACAUCACCAACGUCGGCAACACGUCCUUCCCGCUCAGCAUCGACGGCCGCGUCAAGAAGACGGGCAUCUUCCCCGCCCGCCUCAUCUUCCGCAAGCCCGUCGACAUCUACUGGAACACGCCGCCGUCGUCCGAGGGCGGCAUGCGCGAGCUGCACCUCGGCCAGAUGACGCUCGCGCGCAUCAACGCCGCCGCCGGCUCGGCGCUCGUGCGCCAGGCGACGACGUUCCAGGUCACCGACGAGGCCGGCUUCGGCGAGUUCUCCGAGUACCUCAUCACGCAGCCCGAGUUUACGUGGCAGCUGCGCUGCGAGGAGGUGCGCGCCGAGGCGUUCAGCUUCCUGCCGACGUACAAGCCGUUCCGCUUCAUCAAGAAUGUCGUCUUCAAGGGCAUCGACAACUUCCACGACAUCAAGAUCCUGGCACUGCAGCUGCCGGGUGACGACCCGCAGGGCGGCAUCACGACGAUUGCCACCACGCAGCUCGUCAACCCGUCGGCCUUCAGCGUCGAGGUGGGCACGCUGGACCUGGCCUUGUACUACAAGGGCAUGUACCUUGGCCCGGUGUCCACGGACGGCCUCAACCUCACGACUGGUGUCAACAUCGUGACGCUCUCCGGCCGCCUGAUCCCGCACGCGGGCAACCAGACGGAGCUGGACCUGCUCGGCGAGCUCUUCACGGCCUACAUCAACGGCGAGGUCUCGCCCGUCGAGGCGCGUGGUCUUUCGACGCGCCAGUCCAACGGCGAGACGAUCUCGUGGCUGAGCCAGGGCAUUCGUGCACUCGUGGCGCAGAUUCCCUUCCAGAGUCCCGAUCCGAUUAACCCCAUCAAGGGCAUCCAGAUCGACUACGUCUCGCUCGUGUACAACCAAGAGGAGCCUUUCAACCCCGUGCUGUUCUCGAACGAGCUCGUCGGCACGUUCGCCCUGCCCUUCGGCUUCUCGCUCAACAUCCUGUCGCUCGCGACUCAGCUCAACAUCGAGUUCAUGGGUGCGCCCGUCGGCAGCGUCUACGGCCCGUACGGCAACUCGUCGACGGACAUUCAGGUGCUCAACGCCGGCCAGACGGCCGGUGUGAUCAACCUCACGCUGCCGCCGUCGAAGCUCUUCCUGCCGAACGGCACCGAGGCGGCGCAGAAGCAGCUCGUGGCCUUCCAGAACGCCUUUACCUACUCGUCGUCGGCCAACUUUGCCGCCAAGGGCUCGGCCAAGGCCAUCACCGACACGCCGCUCGGCCGCGUGCUGCUCGACGGCAUCGCAUUCGACGUCACGACUGGUCUCGCCGGCCUCAAUGGCCUGCUGACGUACCCCACGAUCAUCAAUUCGGUCGACGUGACGGGCGGCACCUCCGACGCCGUGUCGCUCGGCGUUGCGCUGACGACGAUCAACCCCUCGAACCUCAACCUCACGACGGGUGACGCCACCUUUGAGCUCGUCAAGGACGGCGUGGCGCUCGGCAAUGCCACGCUGCCCAACCUGAACCUCAAGAUCGGCCGCAACGACGUCAAUUCGACGUCGUUCUUCGACCCGAACCGCUCCCCCAAGGGCCUCGAGACGCUGAACCGCUUCAUCAGCGGCCUCGACACGAACCUCGAGAUCCGGGGCUUCGAUCGCUCGUCGCCGGUGGCCUCGCUGAACCCCACGCUCGGCGGCAUCGUGCUCAACGCGACGCUGCCCGGCCUGAAGACGAGCCUGGUGCGCUCCGCGAACCUCACCGUGCUGGCCUCGACGGGCAUCACCGACGACAUUGCCAACUCGCAUGUCGACCUUGCGAACCCGUUCAGCUCGAGCCUUGCGAUCUCGCGCAUCGCAGCCAACGCCUCGGCGCACGGCAUCUUCCUCGCCAACAUCAACACGCCGCUGGAAUUCACGGCCGCUGGCAAGGCUGUCACGACGUCGCCCAUUGUCCCUCUGUCGGUCAACCUGUACCCGCCGGACCUGUUCUCGAUUCUGCGUGCCUUUGCCAUGCAGCGCGGCCUGAAUCCGGCGUACAUCGACGGUGUCGUGCAGCUCGGCGGCUUUACGCUCACGCCGACGCGCGACGAGGCGCAGCGCAAGCGCGACCUCGCCGAGCAGAAGACUUUCGUGCUGGAGGAGGACGACAAGAUGGCGCAGGUCCUCAUGGGCGUCGGAGCCAACACGGGCGCCGCGAUCAGCGAGCAGCUCGGCGACGACGAGGGCAUCGACUUUAGCGGCGAGGAUGCCGUGCUCAAGCGCGCGCUCCCGCUGCCCGCCGACGGCGUGCAGAAGCGUGCCAACCUGUACACGGGCUUCAACCUGGCCAGCUACGUGCUCGACGCCUUCUCUACUGCCACGGCCGACCUGGUCAUCGUCUCGGACGCCGUCAUUGGCGACUACGGCACGACGCUCACGUUCUCGCAGAACAACGUGCCGCUCGGCGUCGACGACACGCUGCUGCUUCUGCUGCCCACGCUUGCCGCGCCGAUCGUGCAGAAGAUUGUCGACGGCUCGAUCCUCAACAUCGACCGUGUGACGAUCCUCGAGGCUCGCCCCAACUCGUUCCGCGCCUCGCUGCAGGGUGCUCUGACCAAUGCCGGCCCCUUCGACGGCGUCGUGUCCUUCCCCGAGGGCCUCGACAUCUUCUGGGAGGGCCGCCCGCUCACCUCGGCUGCAUUCCCGAACAUCUCGCUCGUCGGCGACCUCGGCUCGUCGCUCAACAUCGAGCUCGAGGGCCAGAUCCCGGACGUGGGCUACUUCACGGACUUCCUCAAGUACGUCAUCCUCAACCCCUCGUUCAUCUGGAACAUCCGUGGCCAGGGCAUCUCCGUCGCGGCGCUCGGCAUCGUCGUGCCGGGCAUCACGAUCAACAAGGAUGUGCAGCUCACGGGCCUGAAUGGGCUCCGCAACCAGGUCAUCAUCAACUCGUUCGACGUGCCCUACAACGAGCCCGGAGGCGGCAUCCACCUCACGGCCGUCAGCACGAUCAACAACCCGGCGCAGGUCGGCGUGGCGCUGUCCCGCUUCGGCACGACGAUCACGCGGAAUGACUCGCUCAUCGGCCCUGCCGCGGCCGAGGGCGCGUUCACGUUGCAGGCGCUCGCCGUCACUACGGUGCCGCUCGUCGGCAGCAUCGUCCCGCAGCAGGGCUUCGGCCUCGAGGUGCUCGGCGAGGUGCUGACGAACUUCGUGCACAAUGUCAACACGCCGCUGAUCGUGCACGGCGAGUUUGCCGGCCCCGAGGACGUCGUGUGGCUCAACGAGGGCAUCCGCGUGCUCAACGUCGAGGUGUCGCUGCCGUCGCAGGACUUUGAGGUCAUCCGUCUGAUCUCCAUCAACCAGCUCUCGCUGUUCUUCACGGUGCCGACGGCGUACAACCCGCAGUCGGACUCGAUGAACACGACGGCGAACUUCUUCCUGCCCUUCACGCUGCCUGUGGACAUCAAGACGACGGCCGGCCCCUUCACGGCCAACUACCAGGGCCAGAACUUUGCCGUGCUCAACAUCCCCGAGUCGAACACGCUUACAGACGUCGAGGCACGCAUCCUGACGCUGAUGUUUAACAAUGUGCCCUUUGCCGUGUACAACAACGGCGAGUCGCGCCGCAUCUUCUCGCAGUUCGUCGCCGAUGUGACGCGCGAGGAGAUCGUCACCUUCAACCUCAAUGGCCAGGCCACGGCGAACACACUGACCGGAGCCGGCCUCGUGACGAUCCGCGACAUUCCCUUUAACCUCAACACGAACAUCCUGGGUCUGCAGAACCUCAACGCGCGUCCCGCCAUCGUCUCGGACCUCGACGUCGCGCGUGGCUUCCCCACGUACCUGCUCAUCACCGUGGCUGUGACGCUCUUCAAUCCUUCGGACAUUACGAUUGGCGCUGGCGACGUGCAGUUCGCGACGCUCUUCCAGAACCGCGUCAUCGGCCGUGCGCUCAUCAACGACAUCCUGCUCGUGCCUGGCGAGAACCGCGUGCCGACGCAGAUUCUCUACUCGCCGCAGGGCGCCGAGAACGUGCGCGCCGGCCAGACGCUGCUUGAGAACUACGUGCAGAACAUCACCUCGGAUGCAACCGUGCAGGGCACGAGCCAGACGACGCCCAUUCCGUCGCUCAUCCAGGCGCUCUCCGGCAUCACGCUCACGGCGCAGAUUCCGCCGCUGAUGAAGCUCAUCGUCGUGCAGGCGUUCCUCGAGGUGCCGCGCGACAUUGCGCAGACGGGCAUUGCCCAGGCGAGCGUGCUCAUCGCCAACCCCUUUACGGCGUCGAUCAACAUCAUCCAGCUGUACGCGCAGGCCGUGUACGACGGCAUCGUCGUCGGCACCAUCGACCAGAACCUGCGCAGCAACCCGAUCAGCGCGCCGGGCAAGGUCACGACGCAGUCGCAGCAGCUGCCCAUCGCGCUGGACAUCGACCCGAAGACGCUCAUCCGCUUUGUGAUUGCCGUCGCGCGCGACACGGGCACCAGCCUCGGCCCGCUGCCGCCGUUCCUGCAGCAGGUGCUCGACCUGCCCGACACGCGCACGACGAUCAUCCCCGUGCCCGACGACCAGCAGCCGCCGUGUGUGUCGGGCCGUGCGUUCGACACGCUCGGCGCCGUGCUGCAGGCGCUGCGCGGCCUCGCCACGUCGAUUCCCAUUCGCUCCACGGUCAAGAUCGACGAGUACCAGACGGACCUCAACUUCAUCCAGCAGCCCGUGCCCACGCAGACGGACGAGACGGCUCUCUACCUGCUCGGCCCCGCCGGCGCGCCGCUCAUCCAGCUCAUCGUGAACCAGUCGACGCUGACGGUGACGCAGGCCAACGCCACGAGCCUGACGAACGAGGGCUUCUUCACCUCGCUCGCCGGCUCGCUGAUGACGGAUGCACCGGCCGAUGCGUACAUCGAGUUCCCCGAGCCGAUCCGCAUCGGCUACAACGGCCGCGACAUUGCCGAGAUCUCGCUGCCGCCGAUCUGCUCGAGCCCGCCGGACGGCGUGCCGAACCUGCGCUCGCAGGGCCAGCUGACGAUCCUCGACGAGCCUGCCUUUACCGAGUUUGCCGACUACAUCCUCAACAACGCGCAAUUCCAGUGGCGCCUGUACAGCAACCGCGUGCUCGUGCGUGCGCUGGGCAUCCGCUACCAGAAUGUCAUCCUCGACAAGACCAUCACGCUGGACGCAUUCAACGGCCUGCCCGGCAUUGUCAUCACCAAGUUCGAGGCGCCCAGCGACGGGCCGGGCUUCAUCAACAUCAACAUCGAGGCGCCCAUCUACUCGCCGGCGUCGCUCGGCGUCGAGCUCGGCACGGCCAACUUCGAUGCGUACUUUAUGGGCACGCUCGUCGGCCCCAUCGCGGCGCGCAACCUCUUCCUCGCCUCCAAGGCGACGACUGUGGCGAUCAUCGACGGCCGCAUCGUGCGCCAGACGGGCCAGGGCCUCGUCAACAUCGGCAUUCUCUUCUCGCAGUUCCUGGCGGGCCAGAACUCGACGCUCGAGGCGCGCGGCGUGUCCGUCAUUUCCCCUGCGUCCAAUGGGCAGCCCGUCCGCUGGCUCAGCGACGCCUUCAGCCGCUUCCGCACCAACGUCAUUCUGCCGGGCAAGAUCUACCAGAUCAUCUACUCGAUCACGCUCUCUGACCUGACGGCCGUCUUCCUCGAGGGCUCCAACAGCGGCUACAGCCCGACGGUGUCGAACAACCGCACGCUGGCGACGUUUGCCAACCCCUUCGGCUUCGGCCUCGCCGUCGCGCAGGCCGGCCCGAAGAUUGCGAUCGGCUUCGACGGCGGCACUGCGGCGAACCUCAACCUGCCGCUGGCCGACGUCGUCAGCUCGGGCACGUCGCGCGGCCCCAACGACCGCCAGCCGCUGGAGAUCAACUUCCGCAACCAGCUGCUUGUCUCGGCACCCGAGGACCACGGCCGCUUCCAGCAGUUCCUCGCGACGACGACCAACGAGCAGACGGUCAACUUCCAGCUCCGCGGCAGCACCGACGUCGUCGCCAUCACGCAGAUCGGCAACCCGACGAUCACAGGCAUUCCCUUCGACGUGCCCAGCUCGCUGGACGGCAUCAACUCCUUCGGACGCACAGCUGAGAUCGGCCGCCUCGAUGUUACUGACGCCACUUCAGAGUAUAUCAUAAUUCCUCUCGAAGCAACACUGCAGAAUCCUAGCGACAUAACACUAUCCUCGGAUCGCUUCCUGCUACCCGUGACAUUCACAGGAACGGAGAUCGGACGUGCCUUCAUCAACCCAAUCUUGCUCAUUCCCGGAGAGAACCGUCUCUCGGUGGAGUUCCGCUACGGCCCGCAGAUCUCUGGCGGCGACCCGGGCAACCCCACGGCCGAGAAGGUGCUCCAGCAGUACCUGCAGCCGCCGGAGGGCCAGCGCAACGGCAUCCAGGUCACGCCGCUUGCCAUCAUGGGCCGCAACGGCGCAAACCCGCCGCAGUCGCCCUACGACGCGCUCGAGCCGGCCCUCUCUCGCGUCGUCGCAAACACGGAGCUCCGCGGUAUCGGCAGCCGCAUCAUCGUGCGAGUAGACGUGUUUAUCACUGGCGAAAGUCUCCUUCAAGGCCUUAUUGGGACACUGAACGGGGGGGCCACGCCUGCCUACGUGGAGGCACUCCUGACCGCUUUGAAUGAUCUUCCGGUGCCGCUGCAAGUCCGCAGCGUCAAGUCGCAGAUUUUCAACACCAACGAGGGUCCGCACAGCCAGACCGGGCGGCGCGACUACGCCACUUUCGACUACACCUUCCGCAACGCCUAUAUCUUGCCCGCGGCGACAAGCACAUCGAACCCCAAUCCCGCAGGGGGCACCCCGGCGCCGGAGCGCAUCACGCGCAUUCUGCUCACGCGCGGUCUCUUCGGCUCGCUCACUCUGAUCGGAAACAACGUCGAUGCGUACAACACCAUCGGGGCCAGUGUCAAUGGCCGCUCAGGAACGUACGAGAUCCCCUCGCUGAUGUAUAAUCAGAUCGACGUCACUACGACGUACAGUUUGCAACUGGCACCCGGACUGCCGGCGCUGCCCAUCAGCGGCCUCGAGGACCUGCUCGGCAAGCUCGCGGGUGCCACUGGCGAUCUGCUCGGCGCCCUCGGCGACAUCCUGAAGCAGCUGAGCCAAGGACAGCUCGGCCAGCUGCUGCAGAUCCCGCAGCUCGCCCCGCUCAAGGGCAUCGUCUGCACGCUGACGCAGAACAGCGGCCCGCUGGCGUUCCUGUCGAACACGCUGCUGCUCGCGCUCGGCUGCUCGAAUGCCGUGCCUGCGACGAUCGCAUCGAAUGUGACGAGUGUCCUGAACGAGACGGUUGCCGGUGUCACUUCCGCAGUCAAUCAGACCGUUUCUGGCGUGACGUCGGCCGUCAACAACACCGUUUCGAGCGUCGGCAACGGCGUCGAGUCUGCGGCCAACACGACGGCUUCCACUGUCAACGGCGUCGCCGGGGCUGUCAAUGGAGUCACGAACGCUCUCGGCGGGCGCGCGGCACCCAUGCCGGUCGACGAGCUGUAA
Molecule: messenger RNA, 7746 nt
Organism: Tilletiopsis washingtonensis
Lineage: Eukaryota; Fungi; Basidiomycota; Exobasidiomycetes; Entylomatales
Exons: 9
Coding region: 1-7746 (2581 amino acids)
Cellular component (GO): fungal-type vacuole membrane
Source: RefSeq, a predicted model, not a curated record